GUUCAUCUCUAAGGCGGAAUCACUCUUCCGCAAGUCACUAUCCCUGGUCCUUUAUAAUCCUUUCUCAUAUUUUCUCUUUCUUUUUCCAAGUGCUCCAAUGGUUCUGAAUAUACUGCUAUUCUAUAUCUGAAUAUCAAACCAUCUCAGAGUUAAUCUUGAAAACCCCUUUCCGCCCCGAUAACCGCAACUUUUCGGCCGAGGCUUCUCCACAUCUUCGGGCCCGGCCGCUGUGACAAUGAAACCUGCAGGGAAAAGGCAAGAGAUUGAUGAUGAAAAGAUCGAUAUUGAGCGAGAAGAGGACGGCCAACGUCCGGGAACUGCUGCAUCAAGUUCCAUUAAAUCAGAACAUGAUGUUCAAGAUACCAUUGAGCCAGUCGUGCUCGGUGAGCCCCUGGGACAUAUAGAUACUCGACGAUCUACCAAGCGUGCCCAGUCCAGAGCGUCGUCUGCACGAUCGAGAGCUCUUUCUGUUGUUCCGAGGUCGAAAAGGCGUGGUCUUUUUGCAAAACUGACAUUGGUGCCUGAGAUUGCGUAUCCUCCUGAUUACAAGAACUCGACGAAAUGGUUUCUCACCGGCAUCAUAGCAUUGGCCACAGCUGCUGCACCUUUAGGCUCGACUAUUGUCUAUCCUGCACUUCCCGUGUUGGUGAAAGAGUUCAACACUUCUGAGACUGUCACCAACCUGUCAGUCGCCCUGUAUAUGAUAUCCAUGGCCAUCUUCCCCCUAUGGUGGUCCUCGUUCUCUGAAGAGUUUGGCCGUCGCUCUAUAUAUCUCAUCUCUUUCGCACUCUUCCUCAUAUUCUCCGUCCUCUCUGCCAUUAGCAAGAAUAUCACCAUGCUUAUCGUCUUCCGCAUGUGCGCCGGUGGCGCUUCCGCAAGUGCUCACUCGACAGGUGCAGGCUCAAUCGCUGAUCUGUUUGAGGUGUUUGAGCGUGGCAAAGCUAUGAGUCUAUUCUAUCUUGGUCCAUUGUUAGGGCCUCUGAUAGCCCCUAUCGUUGGUGGUGCGUUGACUCAGGAGAUUGGAUGGCAAGCGACUAUGUGGUUUCUCGCUAUAUACGGUCUCGUUGUCCUCUUGAUGAUUCUCUUCUUCCUCCCUGAGACGUUGCAACGUAAGCCUGAGGCUACGUUGCCUACUGCAGAGACUCAGGGACUCAGUCGAAUGCGCACUAUGGACUCGGCCAAGGUCAAGACCAAAAACUUCGCCAAAUCUGCUCGACAUUUCCUCAUUGAUCCUUUAGGAGUUCUCCUCUACCUACGGUUUCCGCCCGUUCUCAUCACCGUGCUUCUUGCUGCCAUUGCUUUUGGUUCUCUCUACGUUGUCAAUAUUGCUAUCCAGCAGAAGUUUUCCCGUGACCCAUACAACUUCGGCCAGCUUUCCAUUGGUCUCAUGUACAUCCCCUCCGGUUUGGGCUACAUCUGUGGAUCGCUGUUUGGUGGGCGCUGGAUCGACAAAAUCAUGGCGAGAGAAGCCCGUAAAGCUGGUCGUUACGAUGAGGACGGGAAGCUGAUAUAUCUUCCGGAAGACCGAAUGAGGGAGAAUGCCUGGGUAAUGACGACCAUUUAUCCUCUGGCACUACUCAUGUUUGGCUGGGUGCUUCGUUACGGUUUGCACCCUGUAGUACCAUGUCUCGCCCUAUUCUUCUUUGGAAUCUCAUCCAUGCUUGUCUUUUCAGUGGCUACCACCAUGCUCACAGAGCUAAUCCGUAAGCGCAGUUCCUCAGGCGUUGCCAUCAAUAACUUUGUUCGCAACACGCUUAGUUGUAUCGGCGCCAUUGUUGCUGCUCCAUGGAUUAACGCCAUUAACGUUGGAUGGGUUUUUACAAUUCUCUGUAUAUGCUGUCUCAUUAUUAGUUACGUUAGCAUCAUCCUGCUGAGGAAGAACGCCACGAAGUGGAGGAAAACUAUGGAUGAAGCACUGGCCCAGUGAAGAUCGCGGCCAAGGGGUAGAAAAUAAUGCAGUCACGAUAAGUCGAUGUGUGGAACUAUGUAUUUCAUAUACAAUCAAGCAAAUAAGAACGAAAACAAUCACAUUUCAUAUUCCAGACUGCGUCU
Fusarium oxysporum Fo47 is the source of this 2052-nucleotide messenger RNA. Its product is annotated as major facilitator superfamily domain-containing protein. Lineage: Eukaryota; Fungi; Ascomycota; Sordariomycetes; Hypocreales; Nectriaceae. The transcript is spliced from 3 exons. The coding region runs from base 236 to 1927 and encodes 563 amino acids. Gene Ontology annotation, molecular function: polyamine transmembrane transporter activity. The record is from RefSeq and is a predicted model, not a curated record. Gene Ontology annotation, biological process: transmembrane transport; intracellular polyamine homeostasis.